Molecule: messenger RNA, 2015 nt
Organism: Teleopsis dalmanni
Lineage: Eukaryota; Metazoa; Arthropoda; Insecta; Diptera; Diopsidae
Gene: U4-U6-60K
Product: U4/U6 small nuclear ribonucleoprotein Prp4
Exons: 2
Coding region: 239-1822 (527 amino acids)
Biological process (GO): mRNA splicing, via spliceosome
Cellular component (GO): U4/U6 x U5 tri-snRNP complex
Molecular function (GO): U6 snRNA binding; U4 snRNA binding; protein binding
Source: RefSeq, a predicted model, not a curated record
UUUGAUGUAAUUUAAAAAUACGAUAUAAAGCGAAUUUAGCAGACGGUCACCUUCUUCGGCAAAACUUGCCGUGCGUAGAGCGAAAAAGAAAACCUGUUUGACGUUUCUGCAUAUGAAGCCACCGGUGUUUUGCGUUUAGCGCUUUUUGGUUUUCGUGUGAUUUCUGUUAUAUAUUUGGCUUUUAUUUUGGUUUCAAAAGUGAAAUAAUUUAAUUUAUAUUCUAACAAAGUACAAAAAAAUGUCAGAUGAUGAAGAUGUACAAUACGUAAAACGACCGCGUACAAUUCAUUACGGCUCAUUGGAAGAAGCUGAACGUAAGCGACAGUCGGCGGCACAAUUGGAGGAUAUAGAUUCAGAUGAAGAUUAUGAAGAUCAAAAAAAGCCAGCAGCUGCAGCUGCAGCUGCACCUGUGGCGGCACCUCCACCAACGGCUGGUGUAUUGGCGAAAAAAAUCGAUGAGGAAUAUUACGAUUUAGAAACCGAAGUUGCUAAGGAUAAAGUUGCACUACUUGAAGAGUUUGAGAGAAAACGACGUGCAAGACAAAUUAAUGUGUCAACUGAUGAUGUUGAGAUUAAACGUAAUUUACGACAUUUAAAUGAACCGAUUUGCUAUUUCGGCGAAGGACCAGCGGAAAGAAGGCGUCGUCUGAAAGAAUUAUUAGCAAACUUAGGUGAAAAUGCUAUAAAGCAAAAGCAAACAGAAGAGGAGGAACGUAAACAGUUGCAAAGAGAACAAGAAAGUACAUGGUAUCAUGAAGGCCCAGAGACGUUGCGAGUAGCCAGACUUUGGAUUGCUGAUUAUUCACUGCCGCGCGCUAAGGUGCGUUUAGAGCGUGCACGUGAAGCACUUGAUGUGCCAAGUGCUACACGUGCUGGACAAAUGGUAGAGUUGCAAAAGCGUUUACAGUCAUUAGUUCCACAAUGUAGUCAAGUAGGUGAUAACCGUCCAGUUAGUGCAGCAGCAUUUAGUGAUGAUUCCAAAUUAUUGUUAACUUCUUCAUGGUCAGGACUUUGUAAGUUGUGGUCAGUACCAAAUUGUGAGUUGCUACAGACAUUACGCGGACAUGCCUCCUAUGUAGGUGGUGUUGCUUUUCGGCCGAAUGUACGCCAAAGUGAUAAAAAUAUUGUCGCUAUGGCAUCAGGAGGGCAUGAUGGUGCAGUGAAAUUAUGGGGCUUUGAUUCUGAGGAAUCAAUAGCUGAUAUAACUGGCCAUAUGCCCCAUAGAGUAUCUAAAUUGGCGUUUCAUCCAUCUGGACGAUUUUUGGCAACAGCAUGUUAUGAUUCUUCAUGGCGUUUAUGGGAUUUGGAACAAAAGACUGAAGUUUUGCAUCAAGAAGGACAUGCUAAAGCGGUGCAUUGCCUUAGUUUUCAACAAGAUGGUAGUGUUAUAGUAACAGGAGGUCUAGAUGCUUUUGGACGUGUUUGGGAUUUACGAACUGGACGCUGUAUCAUGUUUUUGGAAGGACAUUUAGGGUCUAUUUUCGGUGUUGAUUUUUCACCAAAUGGGUUUCAUAUAGCCACUGGCUCACAGGAUAAUUCAUGUAAAAUAUGGGAUUUAAGAAGACGACAACCAGUAUACACUAUACCUGCACACGUUAAUCUUAUUUCUGAUGUUAAAUAUCAACGUGAGAGUGGUAGUUUCCUCGUAACCUCCUCCUAUGAUUGCACUACAAAGAUAUGGUCAAAUAAAACGUGGCAACCAUUGAAGACACUGCAGGGACAUGAUGGCAAAGUAGUUGCUGUAGAUAUUGCACCCGAUUCUCAGCAUAUAGUCACUACUUCAUUUGAUCGUACAUUCAAAUUAUGGGCGCCCGAAAGUUGAUUUAAAAUUAUAUUUUAUUUUAUCCCAUUUUUAUAACAAUUUAAUUUGUUUAGUUUUUGUACCAAAAUUAUUUAAGAUUUCAAUAAUUCUUUUAUUAUUUGAUUCUUACAAAACUGUUAUUGAGACACUUAUUAAUUGUUGUUCACGUGUCCAACUCAUAGGCAUAAUUUUUGUUUUUAUUUGUUAAAACGAC